Molecule: messenger RNA, 3678 nt
Organism: Betta splendens (Siamese fighting fish)
Lineage: Eukaryota; Metazoa; Chordata; Actinopteri; Anabantiformes; Osphronemidae
Gene: dbh
Product: dopamine beta-hydroxylase (dopamine beta-monooxygenase)
Exons: 12
Coding region: 1692-3557 (621 amino acids)
Biological process (GO): octopamine biosynthetic process; dopamine catabolic process; norepinephrine biosynthetic process
Cellular component (GO): secretory granule membrane
Molecular function (GO): dopamine beta-monooxygenase activity; copper ion binding
Source: RefSeq, a predicted model, not a curated record
AGCAGAGACAGACCAGUAAAGAUAGUGUGUAAAGAUAAGAAAAGUCGGCCAUCAAACAGAUGUAGAACGGGAGAAAUGGUUAUUGAGCCUCGUGUGAAGGCCGGCGACAUGAGAGCAACACACAGAUCUGUGCUUUUGCUCCAGGGAACGACUGCCUUUAUUACAUUAACCAGCACAAAACCAGUUCAGGGCUUUUUUCCCCCCUUUCAUUCUGCUUCCUCUGUUUUCCUGCCGGGACAAGGAUUUCAACGUUUAACAUCAUGCACAACUUUAAUCCAUCCUCUGAAUGUGCAUUCGCCCUCGUGAGGAGCUGGAAUUCACAGCAUCACUCAUAACAGGACACGAAACAGACAGCAGCUUGUGUUACCUUGUAGGUGUCCAUUACUUCUCGGUCUGUCUAUGCAGCCACCCAUCCCUCAUUUCUCCCUAUGUGACUAACAUAAUUAGAGCCUAAUUGGGUGAAUUAGCAGCUGUGGACCACGGCGGGCCAACAAUCCACUGGGUUCCAUUACAAUCGGAGGCACCAACAGCUUAUUAGCACCACAUUCAGGUAGAGACGAAGAGCUCAUCAGUGAAGUCACCUGCAGGUGAUCAGCUGGGAAUGAACCAGAGGGCUCUUUAUAACCACCGCCAAACCUCACUGUGCAUGUUACAGACAACUAACUAAUGCACAGGCAAAUAUGGUUAGAAGGAAUAAGAAUCAACAAGAGGCACACGUUGCAGAGACUUUUCUGGAUUUUAAAUAUCACACGAGGAAGAAACGAUCUUAAACUCCCUGUGAAGGUUUUAUGGCCAGAGAGUGGGAUUAGCACACUUCACAUUUAAUGGACAAAGGCUUCUCAACACUGUAUCUUUACAGAGCGCUAAUGCUCUGUAAAGUGUUUUUCAUCAAAUGGAACACGGACAGACACAAACACAAACACUUUUCUACAGGGGCUUCACUAACCUUUUAAGCCACCCUCAAUGUGUCCUGCUCCUCAAAGCCAUAAUUGACAGUUUGAUUAGGUCUUCCUCCGCCUCAGGCGGUGGCUUAGGGAGAGGACAUAAUGUGUUAAUGCCUUGUUGAUGCUUCCGCAAGUCCCCUAAAGCCACAAAUACCUGAAAAAAACCGGGGUGGCGUAUACGUGGAUUGUUAUUUUGUCAGGAAAUGUUUGAUGUACGGUUAAUAGAGCAAGAAACAGGACAAAGAUGGAGCGAGCAAUAAAAUUUAGUCAGUCGAAUCCGAUUGUUGUUGAUAAUGUCCAUGGUUGGAUUUGGAUCAAUUAGGAGCUGGCAGAUGUGCAGAAUCAUGGCUGACCUCGGGGCUUAAAGAAUAAAAUCCAAUUUUCCUCAACAAAUGCAGUGCCAUUAAGCUGGAUGGAAACAGACAACUAAAAAGGGAGGAGUCCCUUAAAAAGCAGUAUAGGAGACGCGGCGAGGGGAGACAGCGUUCACUAGCAGGAGAAAGACAAAAGCCACUAGGACUGUGGAACACGGAGUAAAAAAGUUGGUGCACGUCCAACUUUUCAGCACACGAGGGCCUGGCAGAAAAGCAAAUACGGUGAGAGAAGAAUAAGCAGGCUCACCUGAACUGCGUCCAGAUUCCAGUACACGAGCCGUGAGCGUCGGGAGAUUCCAGGCGGACACGUCUGCACUGUUAGAAGAGAGCAGCAGGAGGACAGUGCCUGAAACACUGAUCCACCGCUGCAGCCAUGAGGAUCUGCAGCAGGAACGUUCGCCUCCAGGACAUCACCAUCGUCUACUUCACCGCGCUGGCCGCACUGAUGGUGAUCCUGGUGGCCUCGUACCAGGCGCCCAGCAACCCGCUGGAGGUGUCCGGCUUCACCUCGGAGGCGUCCGGCCCGGGGCUGCCUCUCCCCAUGCCCUUCCACGUGCCCCUGGACCCCCGCGGGGAGCUCCGGCUGGCCUGGAACAUCAGCUACGCCCGGCAGGAGGUCUACAUGGAGCUGCGGGUGGCCCGGCUCAGGCACGGCGUGGUCCUGGGCAUGUCUGACCGCGGGGAGCUGACCAACGCCGACCUGGUGGUGCUGUGGGACUCUGGAACCAAGAGCUUCUUUGGGGAUGCAUGGAGCGACAGCGAGGGUCACGUGUCCUUGGACACUCAGCAGAACUAUGAGCUGAUUGAAGCCAAACAGAAACCUGAUGGUUUCUACCUGUUCUUCAAAAGACCCUUCAGCACCUGUGACCCUAAGGACUACCUCAUCGAGGAGGGAACGGUGCACAUCAUCUACGGGUUCCUGGACCGACCACUGGCCUCGUUGGAGCAGCUCAACCUGUCCCGGAUCCACGCGGGCGUGCAGAGGGUGCUGAUGCUGCGGCCCGACGCCCCGUCGCCCACUCUGCCUCCGGACGCGCGCACGCUGGACGUGGUGGCGCCGAACGUGGUCAUACCGAACCAGGAGACCACGUACUGGUGCUACAUCCAGCGGCUGCCUGAGAACAUGCCCAAGAACCACAUAGUGAUGUACGAGUCCGUGAUAACGCCGGGUAACGAGGCCAUCGUGCACCACAUAGAGGUGUUCGAGUGCUCCCCGGACGCACGCGACGUGCCGGACUACAGCGGCUCCUGCGACGACACCAUGAAGCCGCGCAAGAUCAACUUCUGCCGCCACGUGCUGGCGGCGUGGGCUAUGGGUGCCGAGGCGUUCUACUAUCCUCCUGACGCAGGUCUUCCCAUGGGAGGACCCGGAUCCUCGAGGUUCCUUCGCCUGGAGGUCCACUACCACAACCCUCUCCUCAUAUCGGGCCGGCGCGACGCAUCGGGCAUUCGGCUGCACUACACGCCCAGCCUGCGGCGCUACGAUGCCGGGAUCAUGGAGCUGGGCCUGGUUUACACCCCCAUCAUGGCCGUCCCUCCCAGACAACACCGCUUCUACCUCAGCGGCUACUGCACCUCCAAGUGCACCCAGACGGCUCUGCCUCCGGGUGGGAUCUACGUCUUCGCGUCCCAGCUCCACACCCACCUGGCGGGACGCGGGGUCCGGACGGUGCUGGUGCGGGCGGGCGCGGAGCUGGAGGUGGUGCAGGAGGACCAGCACUUCAGCACACACUACCAGACAAUCCGCAUCCUAAGGAAAAUGGUCAAUGUUUUACCUGGCGACGUCCUCAUAACAAAGUGCACCUACAACACGGAGGACCGGAGCAAAGCCACGGUGGGAGGGUUUGGCAUCAUGGAGGAAAUGUGCGUCAACUACAUUCACUACUACCCCAGGACUCAGCUGGAGCUCUGCAAAACCCACGUGGACCCAGGAUACCUGCAGAAAUACUUCAGCUUCAUUAACAGGUUCCAGGGAAACGAGCGGUGUGUGUGCGGCGAGGUCAGUGUCACCGAGCAGUUUUCUCAGCUACACUGGGAUGCGUUCAGCGGCGAAGUGCUGGACUCCCUCUACAACACGGCCCCCGUCUCCAUGCACUGCAACCAGUCAACCGCACAGCUCUUUCCUGCAAACUGGGACAAACAGCCUCUACCAGUAGUGACUGCUGUCCUUGAAAAACCUCGGUACCCCUGUGAGGGAGGAGCGGCUCCGGCCAGCGGGUCCUCCACACCUCUAGUCUGAGCCUGAGGGGCCUGCUGGGCCUGAGGGGCCUGCUGGGCGAGAGCACCACACCAGGCCAAGGUCAAAGCAGCUAUUGUGACUUGGCAGCGUUUCGGUGUUUGGGAACAGAGGAGGUGAUGUC